This is a messenger RNA of Phanerochaete carnosa HHB-10118-sp, 279 nucleotides long. RefSeq lists its product as uncharacterized. Lineage: Eukaryota; Fungi; Basidiomycota; Agaricomycetes; Polyporales; Phanerochaetaceae. The annotation marks the transcript as partial. The record is from RefSeq and is a predicted model, not a curated record. The transcript has 3 exons.
AUCGUGAGUCCGCCCGUCAGAAAUUCUGCGCCUAAGACUUGUGCAAAUGAGUUUUUUAUCCUGAGUGUAUCGAACGCGUCUUUAUGUCGAAACCGCGCAAAUCCACCCUUGCCUCCUUCAUCACCCCCCGAGUAUGAUCGGCCCACCAAUCGUGUUUCGGUUCUGCCUCUACGCAACACCUUUGGCACAUCAUACACCUUUGAGCUUGAUGAUAGACCAUUCUCCAUCCCGCAGCCUGCUGCUCCAGCAUCCGCCAUGGCUCAAUAUCCUGCAGCCUAG